Arabidopsis arenosa is the source of this 844-nucleotide messenger RNA. The record is from the annotation of a GenBank genome assembly. Lineage: Eukaryota; Viridiplantae; Streptophyta; Magnoliopsida; Brassicales; Brassicaceae.
GGUUUUAAUUUCUGGCAAAUUUUCAGAUUAGAUGGAGAAAGGGAUUGGAUUUGAGAGAGAGAAGAAGACAGUGAGUGAUGAUGGGUUUGUCGGAGGUUUUUUCCCUGUCUCUACCACCAAGAUCGCGUGGAAGUCAAGAAAAAGAUCAGCAUCGGCGAACCCAGACAAGGCACCGGAGGUUGUUAUGGAGGUCACACCAGAGAAGAACGAGAUAACAGCAAUGGAGACCGACAAAGUUGGGGAACCAACGACCACAACUCCUCUUCUGUCUGAGAAAAGGAAAGCUCUGUUCGAGCCACUUGAACCCAUUACGAACUUGAACGGAAAGCGACCAACAGCGGCUGAUUCAUUGUUGCCACCGCCGGAUUUCGAGACUGCAAACUACCCGAAAGGCUGGUUGAUCGGUAAGAAGAGGAAACUAGUGAAUGUUGAUGUAGUUGAGAGCAUGCGAAGAAUCGCUGUCCAAGAAAUGAACAGAAAGGAUCGAGAGAUAGAUGGGUUAAACGAGCAGCUAGAAGAGGAUUCACGGUGCUUAGAGCAUCUUCAACUUCAGCUGCUACAAGAAAGAAGCAAGAGAACAGAGAUUGAAAGAGAGAACACAAUGUUGAAAGAGCAAGUCGAUAUGCUUGUCAACAUGAUACAAGAAGAUGAAGAAGAAGGAGCUGAAGAACCCUAAGCUAGUUUUCAUCAAACUUAUGUCCCACCUAUAAUAGCUGUGCUCUGUUUGUUUAUUCUUUUGUAGAUUUGUCUCGUCCAUAAGAAGGAAGAAAAGAAAGAAGCUUUACCAUGUAUUAUUUGGUUAAGCUACUGUUGUUCCCUUGUGUUAGAACAAUUACAUAUCAAG